Messenger RNA from Pseudozyma flocculosa PF-1, 1185 nucleotides. RefSeq lists its product as uncharacterized. The transcript is spliced from 5 exons. NCBI's taxonomy places the organism in Eukaryota, Fungi, Basidiomycota, Ustilaginomycetes, Ustilaginales, Ustilaginaceae. The record is from RefSeq and is a predicted model, not a curated record. The coding region runs from base 1 to 1185 and encodes 394 amino acids. Gene Ontology annotation, biological process: L-leucine catabolic process. Gene Ontology annotation, molecular function: 3-methylbutanoyl-CoA dehydrogenase activity; flavin adenine dinucleotide binding.
AUGGCGGGCGCGUCGCGCCAGAUGAGCUUCUACAACCACGACGUCGCCGGCCUCACCGACGACCAGCUCGAGCUCAAGGAGGCCGUGUCCAACUUUGUCGCCGCCGAGCUGUCGCCGGAGCGCGCCGCCCAGAUCGACCGCGACAACAAGAGCCCCGAGGGCAUCUGGCAGAAGCUCGGCGACAUGGGCCUCCUCGGCAUCACGGUGCCCGAGGAGGACGGCGGCCUCGGAAAGGGUUACCUCGACCACACCAUCGUCAUGGAGGAGCUCUCGCGCGCGUCGGGCUCCGUCGGCCUGUCGUACGGCGCGCACUCGAACCUGUGCGUCAACCAGCUGCGCCGCCACGGGACCAAGGCGCAAAAGGAAAAGUACCUGCCGGACCUCAUCGCCGGUCGCAAGGUGGGCUCGCUCGCCAUGUCCGAGCCCGGCGCCGGCUCCGACGUCGUCAGCAUGACGACCAAGGCGGUCAAGAAGGGCGACCACUACGUCCUCAACGGCGGCAAGAUGUGGAUCACCAACGCGCCCAUCGCCUCGACCUUCAUCGUCUACGCCAAGACGGGCGAAGGCAGCAAGGGCAUCACCGCCUUUAUCCUGGAAAAGGGCAUGAAGGGCUUCUCGCAGCUGCCCAAGCUCGACAAGGUCGGCAUGCGCGGCAGCGACACGUGCGAGAUCCACUUUGACAAUGUCGAGGUGCCCGAGGAAAACAUCCUGGGCAAGCUCAACAAGGGCGCCGCCGUCCUCAUGAGCGGCCUCGACCUCGAGCGCCUCGUCCUCAGCGGCGGCCCGCUCGGCCUGAUGCAGGCCGCCUUCGACUACGCCACCGAGUACGCCCACGACCGCAAGCAGUUUGGGCAGCGCAUCGGAGAGUUCCAGCUGAUGCAGGGCAAGAUUGCCGACAUGUACACGAGACUCGGUGCCUCGCGCGCCUACGUCUACGCCGUUGGCCGGGCGUGCGACGCCGGCAAGGUCAGCCGACGUGACUGCGCCGGCGCCAUCCUCUACUCGUCCGACGCCUGCGUGUCGGUGACUUCCGAGGCGAUGCAGACGUGCGGCGGCAACGGCUAUACGAACGACUACCCCGUGGCGCGGUUCUGGAGGGACUCGCGCCUCUACAUGGUCGGCGCGGGCACGCAGGAGAUCCGGAGGAUGCUCAUCGGGCGCAUGUUCAACGAGGAGCUGGCCUAG